Orcinus orca (killer whale) is the source of this 4559-nucleotide messenger RNA. RefSeq names its product recombination activating 1 (gene RAG1). NCBI's taxonomy places the organism in Eukaryota, Metazoa, Chordata, Mammalia, Artiodactyla, Delphinidae. Gene Ontology annotation, cellular component: nucleus; DNA recombinase complex; endodeoxyribonuclease complex. The record is from RefSeq and is a predicted model, not a curated record. Gene Ontology annotation, molecular function: metal ion binding; sequence-specific DNA binding; ubiquitin protein ligase activity. The transcript has a single exon. The coding region runs from base 1 to 3132 and encodes 1043 amino acids. Gene Ontology annotation, biological process: pre-B cell allelic exclusion; V(D)J recombination; adaptive immune response.
AUGGCUGUCUCUUUGCCACCCACCCUGGGACUCAGUUCCGCCCCAGACGAAAUCCAGCACCCACAGAUUAAAUUUUCAGAAUGGAAAUUUAAGCUAUUCAGGGUGAGAUCCUUUGAAAAGGCACCUGAAAAUGCUCAAGCGGAAAAGCAAGAUUCCUCCGAAGGGAAACCCUCUCUAGAGCGAUCUCCAGCAGUCCUGGACACGCCUGGUGGUCAGAAACCAGCUCUGACUCAACUGGCAUUGAAGCCCCACCCAAAGUUUCUGAAGAAAUCCCAUGAUGACAGGAAAGCAAGAGACAAAGCCAUGCACCAAGCCAACCUGCGACAUCUUUGCCGCAUCUGCGGGAAUCCUUUCAAAGCCGAUGGGCACCAUAGGAGAUACCCAGUCCAUGGGCCUGUGGAUGGUAAAACCCAAGUCCUUUUACGAAAGAAGGAAAAGAGGGCCACGUCCUGGCCAGACCUCAUUGCCAAGGUUUUCCGGAUCGAUGUGAAGGCCGAUGUGGACUCGAUUCAUCCCACUGAGUUCUGCCAUAACUGCUGGAGCUUCAUGUACAGGAGGUUUAGCAGUGCCCCGUGUGAGGCUUACUCCCCAAGGAAUGCAACCAUGGAGUGGUCCUCCCACACAACACCCUGUGACAUCUGCCACAUUGCCCGUCAGGGACUCAAGAGGAAGGGUCAUCAGCCAAGCGUGCAGCUCAGCAAAAAACUCAGAACUGUGAUUGACCGAGCUCGAGAAGUCCGUCGGCGCAAGAGGAGAGCCCAGGCCGGGAUCAGCAGCAAGGAACUGAAGAAGAAAAUCGCCAACUGCAGUAAGAUACAUCUCAGUACCCAGCUCCUGGCACUGGACUUCCCGGCGCACUUUGUGAAAUCUGUCUCCUGCCAGCUUUGUGAACACAUUCUGGCGGACCCUGUAGAGACCAGCUGUAAGCAUGUAUUUUGCAGGAUCUGCAUUCUCAGAUGCUUCAAAGUCAUGGGAAAUUAUUGUCCUUCUUGCCGGUACCCCUGCUUCCCUACUGACCUGGAGAGUCCAGUGAAGUCUUUUCUGAGCAUCUUGAAUUCCCUGAUGGUGAAAUGUCCAGCCAAAGAGUGUAAUGAGGAUGUCAGCUUGGAAAAAUAUAAUCACCAUGUCUCAAGCCACAAGGAAUCGAAAGAGACUUUCGUGCAUAUUAAUAAAGGGGGCCGGCCCCGCCAGCAUCUCCUGUCCCUGACCCGGAGGGCUCAGAAGCACCGUCUGAGGGAGCUCAAGCUGCAAGUCAAGGCUUUCGCUGACAAAGAAGAAGGUGGAGAUGUGAAGGCGGUGUGCCUGACCUUGUUCCUGCUGGCUCUGAGGGCAAGGAAUGAGCACAGACAAGCUGACGAGCUGGAGGCCAUCAUGCAGGGACGGGGCUCCGGCCUGCAGCCGGCUGUUUGCUUGGCCAUCCGUGUCAACACCUUCCUCAGCUGCAGCCAGUACCACAAGAUGUACAGGACUGUGAAGGCCAUCACAGGCAGGCAGAUCUUCCAGCCUUUGCACGCCCUUCGGAGUGCUGAGAAGGUCCUUCUGCCAGGCCACCACCCCUUCGAGUGGCAGCCACCUCUGAAGAACGUGUCUUCCAGCACUGACGUGGGCAUUAUUGAUGGACUGUCUGGACUGUCCCCCUCUGUGGAUGACUACCCGGUGGACACCAUCGCCAAGCGCUUCCGCUAUGAUUCAGCUUUGGUGUCUGCUCUGAUGGACAUGGAAGAAGACAUCCUGGCGGGCAUGAGAGACCAAGACCUUGAGGACUACCUGAAUGGCCCCUUCACCGUAGUGGUGAAGGAGUCUUGUGAUGGGAUGGGAGACGUGGGUGAGAAGCACGGCAGUGGGCCAGCAGUUCCGGAAAAGGCAGUUCGGUUUUCCUUCACGAUCAUGAAAAUCACCAUCGCUCACGGGUCACAGAAUGUGAAGGUGUUUGAGGAAGUCAAGCCUAACUCUGAACUGUGUUGCAAGCCCUUGUGCCUCAUGCUGGCAGAUGAGUCUGACCACGAGACCCUGACGGCCAUCCUGAGCCCUCUCAUUGCCGAGAGGGAGGCCAUGAAGAGCAGCAAAUUAAUGCUUGAGAUGGGAGGCAUCCUCCGGACUUUCAAGUUCAUCUUUAGGGGCACCGGGUAUGAUGAGAAACUUGUCCGGGAAGUGGAAGGACUCGAGGCUUCCGGCUCAGUCUACAUUUGUACCCUUUGUGAUGCCACCCGCCUGGAAGCCUCUCAAAAUCUUGUCUUCCACUCCAUCACCAGAAGCCACGUUGAUAAUCUGGAACGCUAUGAGGUCUGGCGUUCCAACCCAUACCAUGAGACGGUGGAGGAACUGCGGGACCGGGUGAAGGGGGUCUCGGCCAAACCGUUCAUUGAGACGGUCCCUUCCAUAGAUGCACUCCACUGCGACAUCGGCAACGCAGCUGAGUUCUACAAGAUUUUCCAGCUGGAGAUAGGGGAGGUGUAUAAGAACCCCAGUGCCUCCAAAGAGGAGAGGAAAAGAUGGCAGGCUGCCUUGGACAAGCACCUCCGGAAGAAGAUGAAUCUGAAACCAAUCAUGAGGAUGAAUGGCAACUUUGCCAGGAAGCUCAUGACCAAAGAGACGGUUGAAGCAGUUUGUGAAUUAAUUCCCUCCGAGGAGAGGCACGAAGCUCUGAGGGAACUAAUGGACCUUUAUUUGAAGAUGAAACCCGUCUGGCGAUCAUCAUGCCCUGCUAAGGAGUGCCCAGAAUCCCUCUGCCAGUAUAGCUUCAAUUCACAGCGUUUUGCUGAGCUCCUCUCCACCAAGUUCAAGUAUAGAUACGAGGGCAAAAUCACCAAUUAUUUUCACAAAACCCUGGCUCACGUCCCUGAAAUUAUUGAGAGGGAUGGCUCCAUUGGGGCCUGGGCAAGUGAGGGAAAUGAGUCUGGCAACAAACUGUUUAGGCGCUUCCGGAAAAUGAAUGCCAGGCAGUCCAAGUACUACGAAAUGGAAGAUGUCUUGAAACAUCACUGGUUGUAUACCUCCAAAUACCUGCAGAAGUUUAUGAAUGCUCAUAAUGCAUUGAAAACUUCAGGGUUUACCAUAAACUCCCAGGGAAGCUUAGGGGACUCACUAGACCUAGAGGACUCUCCGGAAUCUCAAAAUUCAAUGGAAUUUUAAGCAGGGCAGCCCCUUAUGCGUUGGUUUUGCAAAUAAAUUUUCCUCUGGGUGGCGUUGUGACCUUCUCCUGGUACCCUUCACUCCUGUGUAUGGGGCUUCACCACCCAAGCGGUGGUAGGUUGGAGAGGCCACAGGUGCUGAACCCAUGUCAGGAAUGGAUAACUAGUGAGCUGAUUGCUUGAGCCAUUUAGGGAGUUCAGAAAAGCAACAGGAGGAAUCAGUUAUUUGAAAGCUCAAUAGCUGAGAACAGGAGUCACUGCGGGGGACCAGAGAUGAACAAAGAUAUGUGUAUGUGUGACCGUGUGACGUGAAAAUCAAAGUCAAGGUUGUCAAAGGACAGCCAGUGAAGGCAGGAAAGGAAUUUGACUUGUGGUUUCCAUCUACCACCACCUCCCCAGUUAUUCUAGUUUAUAUUGAGAUGUGUUUUCUAUAUUGAGAUGUGUGUUUUCUAUAUCAUUUUUGCAGAAUUAUUUAUUUUAUAAAUUUCACAUAUUUUGGCUUAUUCUACAAGAUUCAGGAAAGCUUUUCAGAUCUCUCUAAUAAUCAUAUCUUACAUUUGUAUGGCACAAUGACCUUGACAAUGCUCCUGGUGCAUUUUGUCAUUUGGUACACUUAUGCAGAAAUACCCUACAUCCAGAAGAUUUUUGGAAAAUCAGUCCUUUUCUGGAUUUAAAUGAUGUCUCUGUUGUAACUCUUGGAGUUUAGGAGAUCAUCUGGUACCGUGGAUUUUUCAAUUAUAAAGGGAGAAUAAAACUGUUAGCUGCAGUUGGUUACUAAAUCUUGUGAUAAUACAUGUUUACUUAGCUAUCAGUAGCCAGGUAUGAUUUUUAUUUUUUACUUUUAAUUAAUUUAGAUCCUCCAAAUGCUUUUCCAUACAAUCUCAAAGCCACAGAGGCUAUUAAAAUCUGGUUUUGUUUACUGUAUGAAAACAGUCUUGCUGAAAAUUUCUGCCAGGUUUUCUUCAUUUGAAACCUGGGUCAAUUUUACUAAAUCCACUUUUCAUGGAGUUUUUCCCUUUGCAAUGUGUUAUUUUUUUCUAUCAUGAUCAGCUUACUUUCAGUGUAUUAAGAUUUUUGCAGCAGGAUAUCUUUGUACUUUUCUCACCUGCUAAGUUUACAUGGAGCCUGCUCGUGGUACAGUGGAAGAGUUCAUAUUUGUAGAGGGUUUUUUUUUUUUUGCCACUUUUAGAAUAUUUCCACAUUCAUUUUGCCUCAUUUUUCCUCACUACAACUCUGUGGGGUAGGCAUGCUUAUGAUUUUCAUUUGGUGGAGAGUUAAAUGAUUUGCCCAAAGUUACAGGGAUAGUACAUACCUGAUCUGGAAUUUGAACACAGUCCUUUUGUCUCCAAAUUCCACGUUGUUUCUACCACGAAAAUUAACCACUUUUUUUUGAUUUUUUUCUUUUUUUUAAUAAGGAAGUAAUAUAAU